GUUUAUAAAAUGCCAGACAGUGUGUCUCUGAAGAAUUUAAGUGCAGUGGUGGAAGGCCACAAGUUUGCCAUACAGUGUGACAUUGUUAAUGUUGCACCAGCAAGAAAUCUCUCUGUGCUUUGGCACAAAGGAAAUAAGAUCUUGUCUUCUCAGAUAUUUAAUGAGUCUAUUCUAUCUAAAGUCAGUAAGUCAUCUGUCCUCACUCUGACUGCUCAUAGAGAUGAUGAUGGAGCUGAGAUCUGGUGUGAAGCAAAACUAAACCUGUGGCCAGAGGAACAAGGUCCUCCUCCAGUGCGUUCAGAGGCGCAUAUUCUGACUGUACUCUACCCACCAACCUCUAUCAGCGCUUCAGAUGAGACUCAGGACUUGCCAGCUGGUAAAAACAUUUUAAGUUGCAAUGCAACAGGAAACCCUUUGCCAUCAUACCACUGGCAAUUCCCACAAGCAGCACAAGAGACGUACAAGGAUCAGGAUGUGAAUUAUCCUAUUUUGACUGGACCAUUUGAGUUUCCAGGGGUCUAUACUUGCACCGCCUCAAACUCCCAGGGUACUGUGACUAAAUACUUCACAGUCAACAAACCUCCAGGUAUUGGUCCCGGGGCCAUUGCUGCGAUUGCAAUUGCUGCAAUUGUUAUUGUUAUCUGUACUUUGGGAGUGAUUCAUCGCAAAUGCAAAAGAUAAGAGAAUGUAUUUUCAAAGCCAAAAAAUUUGCUCUGUGCCAUGUUUGAAUCCUCAGUUAUUUAGCUACAUUC
Pundamilia nyererei is the source of this 752-nucleotide messenger RNA. Its product is annotated as cell adhesion molecule 3-like. Lineage: Eukaryota; Metazoa; Chordata; Actinopteri; Cichliformes; Cichlidae. The record is from RefSeq and is a predicted model, not a curated record. Gene Ontology annotation, biological process: cell adhesion. Bases 10 to 681 code for a protein of 223 amino acids. Gene Ontology annotation, molecular function: integrin binding. The transcript is spliced from 4 exons.